Molecule: messenger RNA, 1250 nt
Organism: Trichobilharzia szidati
Lineage: Eukaryota; Metazoa; Platyhelminthes; Trematoda; Strigeidida; Schistosomatidae
Source: the annotation of a GenBank genome assembly
GAAAACUUCUUGAAUAUAAUACAUUGAGUAUCAAUGAAUUGAAUACAAGGUUAUCCUGUUAUCAAAGAUCCCAUUGGAAGAAACAAUACAAAUUAUAUUCCAACAUGCCGAACUUCUUCCUCUGCCCAAGAACGAACUCAAACAACUCUUACUUAUGUGCACCAAAGACGUACAGUUCCAGUUCAACAACAUUCUGUACCGCCAAAUUGACGGAGUCGCCAUGGGAAGCCCCCUGGGUCCGAUUCUGGCAGAUAUUUUUAUGGGUAGUCUCGAACAAACAAGGCUGAAAUCCACAAUCAGUCAGACCGACUUUUAUACCAGACACGUUAUCAAUGCUACCCAAGUGUGGAUGUAAAGGAAUUCGAAGUUGUGCCGUUUGCGAAGUCAACAGUAGUAUUCCAGACAGUUUUGGCCAACAGGUUUCCGAAUUCACCUUUUGCUCUAAAUGUUGUAUAGCAGAAAUUGAAAAGUCUAGUUUAUCAGGUGAAGCUCAUACACAUGAAAAUGGUUUCUCUUUUCCCGGUGUUGAAGUUAUACAAGAUUUUGUUAGUGAAAGUGAAGAAGCUAUGCUGAUUAGUGCAAUUGAUGAACAACCAUGGUUUUUAUCUCAGUCUGGCAGAAGAAAACAGGAUUAUGGACCUAAAGUAAAUUUUAAACGACAAAAAGUUCAUGUUGGUGAAUUUCGCGGUUUACCCGCAUAUUCUAAAUUUCUUAUUACUCGAUACAAUAAUCAAUUAAAAGAAAAAAUACCUCCUGGUCAAGAAUUUCUUCCAGUGGAAUUAUGCAAUUUAGAAUAUAGAUCAGAUCGUGGUGCUUGUAUUGUACCUCACUUUGAUGAUUCAUGGUUAUGGGGUGAACGACUGGUGACGCUUAAUUUAUGCGGUUCAACUUGCCUAACUUUUACACUCCCUUCAAAUGAUAUUAUUGUAAACGGGAUAAAUGACGAAAUUCAACGUAUUCAAUCAUGUUUAUCAAGAGAGAUAUUAACAGAUAAUACGAUUUGUAUACGUGUACGACUGGAUAGACGCUCGUUAGUUGUAGUCAGUGGACCAGCACGAUAUUUAUGGCAACAUGAAAUCAGACGGUCAGAUAUACCAACUAGACGAAUUGCUAUGACAUUUCGUGAAUUAAGCGAUAUAUUCACUCCACGGACUCAUGAUAAUUUAACCAGUGAACAAACUAUUGGCAAAGAACUCUUACAAAUUGCUUCCACAUAUAAUGGUCGUAUAUGUAAUAAACAAAGUGUGUAA